Molecule: messenger RNA, 2655 nt
Organism: Cottoperca gobio
Lineage: Eukaryota; Metazoa; Chordata; Actinopteri; Perciformes; Bovichtidae
Gene: ndel1a
Product: nudE neurodevelopment protein 1-like 1a
Exons: 10
Coding region: 132-1118 (328 amino acids)
Biological process (GO): establishment of mitotic spindle orientation; mitotic centrosome separation; cell migration
Cellular component (GO): kinesin complex; kinetochore; centrosome
Molecular function (GO): microtubule binding
Source: RefSeq, a predicted model, not a curated record
AAGGACUCUGAGAGGAGUCAGCAGAGAUCAUCAGACAUCAGAGGAGACGGUCGGCCUCAGCAGCUCAUACCAGCGGGCAAAAUGGACUGAUAAACGUCACGGUUUAGGGGCGAUGUUCAGAUUUGUUUGCCAUGGAAACGGAUAUGAUACCAAAAUUCUCCUCAAAAGACGAGGAAAUUGACUUCUGGAAGACUCUCUCCCUCAAGUACAAGGAAAGCUGUCAGGAGGCUCGGGAGGAGCUGCUGGAGUUCCAGGAGGGCAGCAGGGAGCUGGAGGCCGAGCUGGAAGCACAGCUGGGCCAGGCCGAGCAUCGUAUGAAGGACCUGCAGUCUGAGAACCACAGACUCAAGAGUGAGGUCGACACGCUCAAGGAGAGGUUUGAGCAGCAGUACACUCAGAGCUACAAGCAGAUCUCCAUGCUGGAGGACGACCUCGGCCAAACACGCAGCAUCAAGGAGCAGCUUCACAAAUAUGUGCGAGAGCUGGAACAGUCCAACGAUGACUUGGAGAGAGCCAAAAGAGCCACCAUCGUGUCUCUGGAGACCUUUGAGCAGCGUCUGAACCAGGCAAUCGAGAGGAACGCCUUCCUGGAGAGCGAGCUGGAUGAGAAGGAGUCGCAUCUGGUUUCUGUGCAAAGAUUUAAGGAUGAAGCCAGAGACUUGCGGCAGGAGCUGGCCGUGCGAGAGAGGCAGACCGAUGUGACCAGGAUGUCGGCUCCAAGUUCUCCCACAGAGGACAACGAGAAGAUGGACACUGCUGUUCAAGCCUCCCUCUCGCUCCCUGCCACCCCACUGAGCAAAGGUCUGGACAAUGCCUUUGCCAACACAACAGGUCUAUCGAACAGCUUUGGCAGUAACUCUCCGCUGACUCCUUCUGCCAGAAUAUCGGCCCUCAACAUCGUCAGUGAUUUACUCCGGAAAGUCGGGGCUCUAGAGUCGAAGCUUGCCGCGUGCAGGAACUUCGCCAAGGACCAGAAAGCGAGGAAGGCGUUUGCUCUGGACAACGGCAACGUGCUCAACGCAAACACCGCCAACUAUUCGCAAUCGCUCCACACAUCCUAUUUUGACAAAGCGACAGAGAUGGUCACAUUCCCUGCAUUGAUUCUGGCAGGACCUUGAACGGACUGAAGCCUGGUACCCUGACAGCCAUCACCGCCCCUCCUGCUGCCUCCUCCCCGGGCUUAGUGCCCCUCGCUGUGUGACGGUAAACCCAACACACUCGUCCUCCCAAUCAAAUAUCUCAUCUAAAGAAGAGAAGGCCUCAGACAAAUACUGUAAAACUUUAUUGAUGUCCUGUUAUACCCUGGGCCCGCUCGAUACACUGUAAUUAUGGGUCCCUGUCUGUAUAUUUCAUGCGUUACUGUAUCUGCUGUUUGCUCACUGGCUUGUACAAAGAUCUACUCUUCACAUAUUUAAAGAUUUCUCAAGGAUCUCACACUGAUUUGUGAAAUGUGUGCACCGUGUCAUCUAAAAAGUGUGGAUGGAUUACUGAUCGGGUCUACUGGGCACAGGCCAAAUGGCCCAAAGUGUCAGGGCCCCCCCUGGCCUUCACCUACAAAAUGUCACUCAGAGAGACACGUGCCACCCAGGAAAAGACUUAAAAUGACUACAAAGAGGCACAAGACAACCACAGAGCCUCAAAAUAAAUACAAAGAGACACAAAGAGACUCAGAACGACUUCAAAAAGACCAAAGUAAUUGCAAAGUUUCUGUGCCCGGGGGCCCGUUAUCUCAUAAUCCGCCAAUGCUAAAAAGGGAAAUAUUAUGCAAUUAAAGUUUUAACUGCUUUUUUUGUUUUUUACUACUUAGCAAUAAUUUCAGUUAAGUGCACUCCCAUACACUUGCUGAAUGAAUGGAAUUGACCAGUUUAAUGGGAUGACACACGUGAAGAUGUCCUGGAUAAUCGUACACCACACGCCUGUGUCUCCAGCAAUUAUUGAUGUUUUCAAAAUGUCCAGGUUGUUUUAAACAUUAUCUCUGGUGUCUUGGUUGAGCAGAGGUGGUGAUGGCCUGGUGGUGUAGUGGUAUACCUUCCAAACAAAACACUAGAGGGUUGGGAGUUCAAUACCAGGCUGCCACCAUUGUACUGCAGAGCAAGGUACUUAACUCUGAGUUGCUCCAGGGAGACUGUCCCUGUCCCUGUACCUAGUUCAAUGUAAGUGGCUCUGAAUAAGAGCGUCUGCUAAAUGACCUGUAAUGUAAUUGGUGAUUUUUGGAUUUUAACUGUAAUCGUGUGAGCCCUGUUUAUAGUGCAUUUAGUUUCAAAGCUGUUUCUAAAGAAGGGAAGGGGAGUCUUUGUCAUUGUAGUGAGUCAACACACCAUCUCUCCUCUGAACUAUGUGACAUGAUGUGUACAGUAUUGGUCAUAUUGAUCGUUAUUCAUAGACGGCCCUUUAAGAGACGCUGUCGUCGUGUUCAGACCAGUUAACCAGCAUUCUUGUGUUCUGUAUAAGUGUUUUCUCCUGUUUUAAAAGCAAUGAUUUAUUACACUGACACAUUUUCAGUACUGUACACGAGGAGCAAUUGAAGCACUUUGACUUUGUGUGAACUCACUUUUAUUUCAAGUGCAAUAUUGCCUGUUUUGUUAGUUUGUGGGUUUAAUUUAUUUCAGAUUGCUUUUACGGCAUGUUUUAAUAAAAGGUGCAAUUAUGUUAAAA